This is a messenger RNA of Triticum turgidum subsp. durum (durum wheat), 366 nucleotides long. The record is from the annotation of a GenBank genome assembly. Lineage: Eukaryota; Viridiplantae; Streptophyta; Magnoliopsida; Poales; Poaceae.
AUGCCCCUGGACGCGCUCGCCUGCGUCUUCGCCAAGCUCGGCGCCGUCGAGCUCCUCAUGGGCGCGGGCCUGGUGUGCUGCUCCUGGCUCCACGCCUCCAAGUCCCCAGAGCUGUGGCGGGCCGUGGUGAUGUCGCACCCGCCCGACACUCCGGAGGGAACGGAGGCCUUCCUGCGCGCCAUAGCCAAGGUGUCGUCUGAGUUGUGGCCGGCAGUGCCGAUAACGAGCAUGAACGACCCCUCGCGCGCCAUGGCCAAGGUGGAUGACUCCUUGUGUGCCAUGGCCAAGGCGGCUGUCGACCGCUCCGGUGGGCAGCUACAGAAGUUUGUGGCGAGGGAUUUUGGGACCAAUGAGCUCCUGGAAUAA